This is a messenger RNA of Cygnus atratus (black swan), 1004 nucleotides long. It is a transcript of the gene LYVE1, whose product is annotated as lymphatic vessel endothelial hyaluronan receptor 1. The transcript is spliced from 6 exons. The coding region runs from base 1 to 945 and encodes 314 amino acids. NCBI's taxonomy places the organism in Eukaryota, Metazoa, Chordata, Aves, Anseriformes, Anatidae. The record is from RefSeq and is a predicted model, not a curated record. Gene Ontology annotation, biological process: cell adhesion. Gene Ontology annotation, cellular component: plasma membrane. Gene Ontology annotation, molecular function: hyaluronic acid binding; transmembrane signaling receptor activity.
AUGACAACUUAUUUUGGAGUUACCUCAGCAGUGUUUUCAGUCUGGGUUAUGACAUUCAUGACUCAAAAUUACUUUAUAACAGGUUCCACACUUCCACCUUGCAGGAUCACAGGUGUAGGUCUUUAUCUUGAGGAGAAAGUGAAUUUCUCAGAAGCAAGUACUGCAUGCAAUCAAUUGAAUCUACAACUGGCAAGUAAAGACCAGGUUGAAAAGGCUUUGAAACAUGGCUUUGAAACAUGCAGCUACGGAUGGGUGAAAGAUGGAUUGGUUGUAAUUCCUCGGCUAAUAUCCAACAAGAAAUGUGGUAAGGGCAAUGUUGGACUGGUGCCAUGGCAUGCUGAACACUUUAAAACAUUUAUGGUUUACUGCUUCAAUUCUUCAGAUGUUCAAAUUAAUUCAUGUAUACCAGAUCCAACUACAAGUAGACCAUCAUCAAGUGCACCAACGGACUUAACUGCCUCUUCAGGCUCAGGUUUAACUGAAAACAUCACAGGAGUGCCUAACGCAACUGAGACGGAACGAGCCUUGAAAAAUGUGAAAUUUCGGGUGAUAUGUGUAACUGAAACAAUAUUACCAACAGAGGGGACUACUACAAAAAUGCCAGAGGAAUACUCACCAAUUGACUCUCCUAACUACACUUCCCGUGCUGGCUUUAAGAACGAUGGCGUUGUCUUUGGAGGUAUCCCCACAGCACUCCUUGUACUGGCAGUCAUCUUCUUCAUUAUUUCAGUUGUUCUAGCAGUCUGCUAUAUCAAAAAGUACAAGACAACCUUCCCAUUUUCAUACAAGAAUCAGAAAAAAGAAAUGGUUGAAACUACAGCUCUCAAAGAGGCUGAGUCAAAUGACAAGACACCUGAGAAGGAAACAAAGAAUAAUGGAAAAAAGGUAGAAGAGUCUAAAUCCAAGCCUGAGGCCACAGUAAAAUGUUUAGAAGCAGAAGUUUAAGACGAAGAACGUACACUUCUUUUUAGAAAUACAUAAAGCAAAGCACAAAACUUAGCAAU